UUCGGUAGAUCGAGUUUCCGGCAUGGCGUCGACUCCAACCACGCCCGUCAACUACGACCAGGAUGAACGGGGCUGGGUCAUGGUGGCGGUCAUGUUCGCCAGUGGGUUUGUCAUCAUGGGUAACCUCAAAGCGCUUGGUGUCCUCCUCAUUCCUAUCACCAACGACUUGGACAGCCAGCUGUGGCUGGUGGGCUGGAUCGCAAUCUGGUUCAACGCGGGCCAGAACUGCUGUGGGCCUCUUGUGGGAGCUCUGUGUCGCCUAUGGUGGCAGCCGUCCCGUGACGGUAUCUGGUGCAUUGCUUCUUACGUUGGGCUUCAUCCUGACGUCUCUGUCCCCCAACGUCCCACUUAUGAUCAUAUUCAUUGUCGCAUUUGCAGGUUUUGGUGCUGCAUUGGUUUGGUUCAGUUGCUUUUCCGUAAUGGCGUCUUACUUCAAGGAGAAGUACCAAUUGGCUGUUGGUAUAUCGAUGAUGGCUACUCCAAUUGGUUUGAUGGUGUACGGGCCCAUGACCCAAUUGCUUCUGGAUACCUAUGGCUGGAGAGCAACUAUGCUCUUGCUGGGAGGUGUCUCGUUUCAUCUGGUGGCGUGUGCUCUGUUGGUGCGACGAAAUCCAUCUUCUUCUUCACCAGACACUGAACAGUACCAAGAGAUUUCGGUAACCGAUGAUGAAGAAAGCAAAGAAGAGUGGGGAGAAGGUAGAUACGAGAGCAUAACUGAAACCUCCGACGAUGAAGGGCGUGCAAAUUCAGACUUUCAUAACAGCGGGGUAAAGGAGUGUUGUCAGCGCUUUACGGCAGCACUCGAUUUCGCAGUGCUGGUCAAUGUGAGGUUCCUCUUGCAGACCGCGGCUCAUUUCACGUUCAGUUUCUCUUACAGCGGGUACGUGGUGUUCAUGGUGUCGCAGGGGCAAAUCUCGGGCCUGAGCGUCCACCAGGCGUCGUUUCUUCCCAUUGCGCUGGGGAUCGGCAACAUCAUCGGCAGAGCAUUGCCACCACUCCUGCAGGUGAUUGGCGUUGUACCAUCCAUGACAUGCUGGGCGUUUUUCGGGUCGUCCCUCACAGGCGCAUCAAUGAUUGCAAACGUCUCCAUCAGCCCCUUCAUCGGACAGUUUGCCAUGACUGGGCUCACUGGGAUAGGUAUCGGUGUACUGUAUCAGGCUAUUGACGUCUUGUUGCGGUUCCUGUCCACGGACGACCGAUUGGUUAAUCUCAUGGGCUGGCAAGGAGUGUUUGUUGGCGUAGCUGGGGUUCUUGGUGGACUGACCUCAGGUUGGAUUUAUGAGUGGACAGGGAGUUUCAGCCCAUCCUUCUACGUGUACGGUGGAGUGACUUUUCUAUGCAUUCUGUUGUUCCUCGCCGAUGCUGUAUAUGCUAAACGCCGCUCACACUGAUGAGUGGUUGUGUCGACGUACGAGACGUGGAGCUUGUCCUAGACGAGACCCAACUGCGUCUUCGAAAUGCCACAUAUAUAAAGACGCUGUGUAACCCAAGCCCAUUAUGUUGCCCCAGCCCUAUGUAGCCCGGGUUCUUAAUGUACUGAGCCCCAUUCCUGUACCUCUAUGUAGCCCGAGCCAGUAGCCCCAACCCUGUACCUAAAUGUAGCCCGAGCCUAUGUGUUGAAAUCAAUUAAGCCUGUAACUUGUAGGCCUAUUCCAGACCCACCAUAACGAUCCCCAACCAGCCAAACUUCAACAUAAGGGUUUGGUGGAGUCCAGCUAUUUAGUGCACAGAUGAAUAUCACAGCUAGGAUGUUGGAAUUCGCAAGGAUGAGGAAGGUUCUAGUAAAUCAUCCUAGGGAGUUAGUGUAGUCCCAACUCUGUAUACUUAUUGUAGCCCCAUUAGGGUUAGGGUAAGGGUUAGGGUCAGUCAACCUGAACAAGUGGAACUAGACAGUAUUAUGUUUCG
Molecule: messenger RNA, 1905 nt
Organism: Patiria miniata (bat star)
Lineage: Eukaryota; Metazoa; Echinodermata; Asteroidea; Valvatida; Asterinidae
Product: monocarboxylate transporter 13-like
Exons: 4
Coding region: 63-1391 (442 amino acids)
Biological process (GO): transmembrane transport
Molecular function (GO): monocarboxylic acid transmembrane transporter activity
Source: RefSeq, a predicted model, not a curated record